AUGAGUGGCACCACAAGGUGUGGUUCAGAGGCGCCGCCUCCUGCUGCUAGUGCGGAUCAGGGGCCAGCCGUGGCUCGGCCUGGGCCGAAUAUUGCUUCGCAACCAACAGUAACUGCAUCACGAGGGACACCCAUACAAGCUGGAGUUGCUGGGACCAAAUGGAAAGCAGCAUCCGCUGCUGCCGAUGUAGUGGAAAGGACGGCGGCCCAAGCAGCUGCUGCCCAGGCAGCUGCUGCAUCUGCAAAGGGAGCAGCAGCUGCCGCCCACGCUGCUCUCGCUGCAGGCAUGGUCGACGAGCAAGAGAUAUGCUCUGCUGCAGCAGUAGGGAAAGUGCCAGGCGCAGCAGAAUCAGCAGUGUACUCGCGCUGUGAGACCGUUGGUGAGGAAGCAGCAGCAGCUGCUGCAAAGGCAGCAGCAGCAGCAAUUUCGGCGGCAGCAGAGGCAGCCUCUGCGGCGGCGGCAGUUGCCGAAGCAGCAACUGGAAAUGAUGAAUGCCAAAUGUCUUCUCAUGUGGAGGACUUUCUCGUAUCUCAGGGGCUGCGUGUCGCAGUAGCCCUUGAAGCUGCCGCAACUGCAGCGGCUACUGCUGCUGAUGCUGCAACACAAGUAGCAGUAGCAACGACCAGCCAGGCUGCGGAGAAGUCUAGUAAUGCCAUUGCUGCGGCUGCUCAACGAUGCCACGAAGCAGCUGCUUCGGCCGCUGCCUCAGCUGUUGCUGCUUUUUCAGCAGCAGCUUCAUCUACCGUUGACUCCAUCGCUUCAACUGCUGCUGCAGCUCGUGCUGCGAUUGGAGAAGUCACGGGAGCAGCAACGCAAAAGCUGAUAGAAGCAACUAAGGCUUUCGAAGAUGCUAUUGCAGCGAAGACAGUUGCCCUGGAGAGCGCUUUGCUUUGGAGGGAAUCGGUCAAGUCUAAUAGCGAAGCCAGCGGAAGCCGCAGCAGCAGCAGCUUCCUCGGACACAGGCUGCGCAGCUCCUCGCAGUUUAGCAGCAGCAGCAACAGAAGUCGAACACGAGGUCGCAGCUCUCUGUUGCACUAUUUUUCUUCAGACUACGAGCGAGAGGGUAGCCAGGGUGGGGCGCCCGACGUUCCAUUCAAUGGCGCUGGUACACCGGAGUUAACGGCAACAGCGGAAGGAAAGCUCAUCGGCGGUGCUGCUGUUGCUGCUUUUCUCUCUGACGGCAAAGAGCCAUUGCUGCCUCAUGAAUAUGGCUUGGAGGUGAGCGGUUUGUUCAAAGGGGAAGAGGGGACCUCACAGCCUGAGCAGCCGUCUAAUGCAGCACCCGUACCUACAACCGACACCCUUCCACGAAAAGACAGCGUUGAUGCCAUUGUUGCCGCUGCUGCAGCUGAAGCAGCAGCUUACGAGGCUCUCGCGGCGCAGCAGCUACAUGAGCAGCACGAAUUCAGUGGUUCCUUUAGCCGUUUCGGGUCCCUUUGUGAGUCCCCUCCUGUGGCAGCUCCAGCAGCUGAGGCAGGUGCACCAGCAUCAACAAGACUAAGAGCAGCAGCGAAUGCAACAGAGUCGAACUCACCAGUCGCAUCGUUGACAAGAACCUACCUACCAGAACACGAAGCAGAAACACCAGCAAGGAGAGCAGCACUUGCGCAAACAUCACGAUGUGAAGACACGGAGGUGAGACAGCCGCAGCAAAGAAUACUACAGAUGCAAGUUCGGCACACCUCUGCCCUUCCGAAUAACCUGGAUGAAUUGCAAGAGCACGAACAACUGCAGGUGCGACAUGAGCCAACUCUGUACUCUCUGGGGGGCAAGGACUGCGGCAAGGAGUGGCACCGCGGCAAUGCAUGUGAAGGCGAGUCAAACAGCCGUGUGCGCAGUGGCUGUAGAAAUAGCAGCAGAGAUGCCGACUUGGAUCGUACCACCAACACAUGCUUCAGCCCUGCUGCCUCCCGCAGAGUUUCGGCUCGCUGCUGCUUGGGCAGCAGCCUGCAAUUGAAGGUCACGUGCAGUGCUGAAAGUGGGACUGGUAGUGGAGACAGCAGAAAAUGCCGGUCUCUGUUGGAGUGUAGACUUGAAGAUUUUCUUGAACAGUGCACAGCUGACCAGUCCGAGGUUAGUGCGUGCAGCUGCGGCAAUUGCAGCAGCAGGUGGGGAGUGCCGGGCCAGCCUCCGUUCAAUUUGCAGUUUACCCAGCCUCUCAUCGGUAGUGCAUCUCCAGCAGAAGUCGUGAACAGUGCACAUGCAGUCGUUGGCGCCCUUUCUUUCUACCAAGGGAACGAUGAGGGGCCCGUGUUUGCUUCUGGUCUCGUAGAUCGAACAUACCUUGAGCACCCGCACUUCUCGAUGCCCACAAUAUCCCUGCUGCGGCAGGAUAUCAGCAGCAGCAAGGUAUAUGGCGGAGACGAGGAUGAAAUAAAGCGACUUGUUCUGCUGUUUCCAUUUGCAUGCGUCUCCGUAACCGAUCUGGUUAUGCUGAUGAAUUGUAUGGAAGACCCCAGGGUGCUUGUAAGUUGCUGGUGCUUUAAGAUACUACUGGCUAGAGUUCUGCUGUUGUGA
Molecule: messenger RNA, 2517 nt
Organism: Eimeria acervulina
Lineage: Eukaryota; Apicomplexa; Conoidasida; Eucoccidiorida; Eimeriidae
Exons: 1
Coding region: 1-2517 (838 amino acids)
Source: RefSeq, a predicted model, not a curated record